AUGAGUGACAAUCAAUUUCUUGAAGGAACCUGGGAGAGGCUGUCCCAAGUUGCUGUCAAGGGUGCUGAAUAUGACUCUCCUGAACGUACUUGGGUGGGUCUCCUCAAGCUCAUCUACAGAUACAUGGAUGACACAGAAAAGAAUCAACUCAUCUGGCUACAUGGCAUGGCAGGCAUUGGAAAGUCCACUGUUGCGUUCACAGUAGCUGAGAGGAUGAGAGGUCUAAAAAUGACAGAGUGGAUGAGUGUCGAAAUGCAGCUAGCGGGAACAUUCUUUUUCUUGCACAAGCACACGAGACCAUCUGGCAGGGAUGUGAACAGAGCGAUCCAUGACAAUCCUGCUCUACUGGACCCAGACAUGCCUCUCUAUGACCAGAUGGAGGCUCUCUUUCUCAAACCCCUCCGGAAACUUCAACCCAGAUUGUGUGGGUAUCAGCCUCUGACAUUUGUUGUUGAUGCCCUUGAUGAAUGCACAUCUGAAUCUGAGCUUACUGACCUCAUCCUUUCCCUCACCCAGGCUCUUCAUGAGCCUGAUCUACCUGUGACCCACAUUCUGCUCACAAGCCACUUGGAAUUGCAUAUUAGCAAAGUAUUUCAGAAUGAAGAGCAUUCCUUCCAAGAGCUGGAAGCUUGCCAUCCCAAUUUCCUGCAGCCAUCAGAGGUUGACCUUGCAAAGCUGGCAAGCCAAGCAGGGAAGAUGUUUCAUUGUGGCAUCUACAAUGAUGAAGUUUAUUGA
Molecule: messenger RNA, 735 nt
Organism: Suillus subaureus
Lineage: Eukaryota; Fungi; Basidiomycota; Agaricomycetes; Boletales; Suillaceae
Exons: 5
Coding region: 1-735 (244 amino acids)
Source: RefSeq, a predicted model, not a curated record